AUGCCGGCCCUCCUGCUCCUCGGGACCCUCCUGUUCCUGGCCUCGACUACCGGCCAGGCUGGGGCGCGUCCGUCCAACGCCACGAGCGCCGAGCCCCCGGGUCCGCUGCCCGCCCUGCUGGCGCACCUGCGGCGCCUGACCGGGGCGCUGACGGGCGGCGGGGGCGCAGCGGGCCCGGGGGCCAACGGCACAAGAGCCAGCACCCCGAGCUCGGCGGGUGCUGCCGCACGGGCGCCCCCUCCGGCUGAGCUGUGCCACGGCUACUACGACGUCAUGGGCCAGUACGACGCCACCUUCAACUGCAGCACCGGCUCCUACCGCUUCUGCUGCGGCACCUGCCACUACCGCUUCUGCUGCGAGCACCGCCACAUGCGCCUGGCGCAGGCCUCCUGCUCCAACUACGACACGCCGCGCUGGGCCACCACGCCGCCGCCGCUGGCCGGGGGCGCCGGGGGCGCUGGGGGUGCGGGCGGGGGACCUGGGCCCGGCCAGGCCGGGUGGCUGGAAGGGGGCCGGGCGGGGGGCGCUGGGGGGCGUGGGGGCGAGGGCCCAGGGGGCAGCACAGCCUACGUGGUGUGCGGGGUCAUCAGCUUCGCCCUGGCCGUGGGCGUCGGCGCCAAAGUGGCCUUCAGCAAGGCGUCCCGUGCGCCCAGGGCGCAUCGGGAGAUCAACGUGCCCAGGGCUCUGGUGGACAUUCUGAGACAUCAGGCGGGGCCCGGGGCCCGCCCAGACCGGGCACGAAGCAGCUCCCUAACCCCAGGGGUCGGAGGCCCCGACAGCAUGCCGCCGAGGACGCCCAAGAACCUCUACAACCCCGUGAAGCCCUCCAAUCUCGAUAACCUGCACCACAACUACCUGCACCUCAACGUCAAUAGCCCCAAACACCACGCUGCCACUCUGGACUGGCGGGCCGUCCCGCCGCCCAGCCCCUCCUUGCGCUACUCCACGCUAUCCUGCUCGCGGUCCUUCCACAACCUCUCGCAUCUGCCCCCGUCCUACGAGGCCGCCGUGAAAUCGGAGCUCAACCGCUACUCCUCUCUCAAGAGGCUCGCCGAGAAGGACCUGGACGAGGCCUACCUGAAGCGCCGGCACCUGGCAGAGGUGCCCCGCGGGACGCUGCCCCUGCACGCGCUGCGGCGACCCGGCACGGGGGGUGGCUACCGCAUGGAUGCCUGGGGCAGCCCCGAGGAGCUGGGCCUGGCCCCUGCGCCCCACCCGCGGCGCGUCAUGUCCCAGGAGCACCUGCUGGGUGACGGGGGCCGGUCGCGCUACGAGUUUACGCUGCCGCGUGCGCGCCUUGUGUCCCAGGAGCACCUGCUCCUGUCGUCACCCGAGGCCCUGCGCCAGAGCCGCGAGCACCUCCUGUCACCCCCGCGCAGCCCCGCGCUGCCCCCCGAGCCCGCCGCGCGUGCCAGCUUGGCCGCCUCGCACUCCAACCUGCUGCUGGGGCCCGGGGGCCCCCCCACGCCACUGCACGGCCUACCACCGCCGCCUGGCCUGCACGCACACCACCACCACGCCCUGCACGGCUCGCCGCAGCCUGCCUGGAUGUCAGACGCCGGCGGGGGUGGGGGCACGCUGGCCCGCAGGCCGCCCUUCCAGCGCCAGGGCACGCUGGAGCAGCUGCAGUUCAUCCCCGGCCAUCACCUGCCCCAACACCUCCGCACGGCCAGCAAGAACGAGGUGACUGUCUGA
Messenger RNA from Rangifer tarandus platyrhynchus (Svalbard reindeer), 1695 nucleotides. NCBI's taxonomy places the organism in Eukaryota, Metazoa, Chordata, Mammalia, Artiodactyla, Cervidae. The record is from the annotation of a GenBank genome assembly.